Emericellopsis cladophorae is the source of this 2205-nucleotide messenger RNA. RefSeq names its product Transgelin-like protein. The record is from RefSeq and is a predicted model, not a curated record. The transcript has 2 exons. Bases 1 to 2205 code for a protein of 734 amino acids. Gene Ontology annotation, molecular function: protein binding. NCBI's taxonomy places the organism in Eukaryota, Fungi, Ascomycota, Sordariomycetes, Hypocreales, Bionectriaceae.
AUGGCUUCCGUUUCAUCAUUGGACAAGGACUUGCGCAGGGUGCGCCUCGACAAGUACACGCCAGCGGCGGCGAACGAGGUGCGCUCAUGGAUCGAAGACACCUUGGGCGAGACCCUGCCGUCGCCCGACAUCCUCGAAGGACUCAAAGAUGGUGUUGCGCUCUGCAAGCUGGUCAACCUCGCCGUCCCGCCCCCAGGCGUCAAGUUCAAGCAGUCCGCUAUGCCUUUUGUGCAAAUGGAGAACAUCUCCAUCUUCCUGCGCGCAUGCCAAGAACCGCCACUCAACCUCCACCAACAUGACACUUUCCUCACUGUCGACCUGUACGAGCAAAAGGACCCUGCCCAGGUCCUCCAGUGCCUGGGCGCUUUCUGCCGAGCCGCCCACGCGGCGAACCCGAGCCGAUUCCCCACGGCCAUAGGACCUAGGAACAAGAUGAACGUCGCCGAGCCACGGAACUCGGCGCCCUCGACGCCGAUCCGCAACAGGGGUAUCUCUGUGACGAGCAACACGUCCUCGGCCUACGGCUCGAAGCCUGUGCUCCCACAUCGGACGGGUGAUUCAGCCUCGGGGCGGUAUAGCCCGACUAAGAGUCCCAACAAUGGCGCCAGCUCACCUGGUCCUGUUAGUAGCUGGAGUAAGAGGGAGCACGAGGGCGCCACAUCGCCCGCGUGGAACAUUGCACAGUAUGGAUACAUGGGUGGUGCGAGUCAAGGAAAUCUGGGCAUCGCCUUUGGAGCACGGAGGCAAAUCACCACGAGUGGUCCUAAAGUGCCAAGCCUCGCUGACAAGGAACGCAUGCGCAAGGAGAAGGAGGCAGAAGAAGAGAGGGAGAGGCUCGCGGCGGAAGAGGACGAGCGGCGGAAGCUAGAGGCGGAGGAAGAACGCGCCAGGCUGGACGAAGAGCGCAGGUGGGAAGAGGAGACCAACCGCGCCCGUGAAGAGGAGCGUCGUAGAGCGGAAGAGGAGAAACGACGGUGGGAGGAAGAGGAGCGCGAGUGGAGGAUCACCGAGGAAAAGCGAAGGCGUGAGGAGAAGGAGGCCGAGGAGCGUCUAGAAGCUGAGCGCCGGCAAAUCCGAAGUCAGGGGGGCAGCACACCCAAGGGCUCACUCAGCAGUCAGCACCGAGCGGGGCAGGACACUGGCAGUGGCGACACAAGAUACGGCGACAGGAUCAAGCAGCUCGAGAAGGAGCUGGAAGAGGCUCGCCAACGAGAGGCCGAGUAUGAGCGCGAGCGACAAGUAAGGAGUGGCGGCUCGAGUCGUGCCAUCAGCACGGGAGACAAAGACGCCAAAGACAGGGCCAGGUCCAAGAGCAGGGGAGACAAGGAUGCAAAGGCCAGAGCUAGGUCCAAGAGCAGAGGAUUGGGCGAACCCGGUCGUCAGGACUCGUACGUCCGUGGUGAGCGAGAGGUUCUGAGCACGGCGUGGAAUCGACAUCAGAACGGCGCCGACUACGAGGACAUCCCUGAAUCAAAGAUCUCGUCUCCGCCAGCGCGAUCUCCUCGGCCCCUUCCGAAGCCUACAGUCGAACCUGAGCACGUCUCUCCACCACCGGCGCACACCACGCCAAGUGCCCCGCGUCCUCUGCCCAAGCCAGCUGUGACCCCAGAGGCUGCCUCGUCCUCGUCCUCGUCCUCGUCCUCUCCGUUCAACGCUGCUCGCUCGCCUCGCCCUCUGCCCGAGCCCACGGCUAGGUCGUCUCCAGUGACGAGCCCCAGCGCUAGCGGCGGCGGGGGACGACCCCUCCCGGACCCCAAGACGUACUCGUCACCCCCUUCCGCACACGCCAGCCGCACAGACCGUUACCUCUCAUCCAACCCGGCGCCUUCACCUUCGGGCCCGCAGCAGACGUACGCGCGCGAACUCGGCGCCACAGCAGAGCAGGACGGCGAGGACCGCCGCCGCGUCCGGAGCCAGCAGCAGACGAAAGCCGGCGGAUGGGCGAGCAAGUCUCUGCUCGAGCGGGAGAUGGAGCGCGAACGUGAGAGGCAGCGGGAAUGGGAAGAGGCGCAGAAGGAGACAGCCGCCGCCGCCAGGAACUCGGAUGGUGUCGACGGCAUUGGCGGCGGCAUCGGCGGGAAAUGGGACGUCAGUCAGUGGAGUGGGUUCACGGGUGGUGAUGGGCAGAACAAGGGCACCCAGGGCAUCGGUGCUGGGCGAAGGCAAAUAGUCGGUCCCCGGCCGUUACCUGGCCCCAAGCCAUGA